This is a messenger RNA of Ipomoea triloba (trilobed morning glory), 2692 nucleotides long. Its product is annotated as protein FAR1-RELATED SEQUENCE 8-like. Lineage: Eukaryota; Viridiplantae; Streptophyta; Magnoliopsida; Solanales; Convolvulaceae. The record is from RefSeq and is a predicted model, not a curated record. Gene Ontology annotation, biological process: regulation of DNA-templated transcription. Gene Ontology annotation, molecular function: zinc ion binding. The transcript has 3 exons. Bases 298 to 2535 code for a protein of 745 amino acids.
AAUAAAAAUCAUUAGCUGGUGCCUGGUUUAGGGUGAAAUUGAUAAUCUCUCAGACUUUGGCACAACUCGUGGGAUGUUCUCUGCAAUGAUGGCCGACGGCAGCUCCUUUUCUCCGGCCGGCGAUGGCUUAUCUCCCAACCACGAUCUCGAAAUCACUAUGCACAGCAUGAGGUAUGGAUUUAUGGGCUUUUAGCUGCCUUACUAGUGAAGUGUGUUUUUUCGUCUCAUCAUAAUGCGAUGACACAUUGAGUAGUUCUCAACAAUGACAACAUUGUCUGUUAACAUUUGAGAAAGAGUAUGCAUUGCAAGAUGGAGGAAGGUUUAGAAAACAGUGAGCAAGUAAUUGGGGAUGAGAUCAGUGACCACGAGGUUGAAAGUGAUGGAAUGUUUGAUAUUGAGGGCAAUGACCUCGAGAAUGAUGGUGACCACAUUCUCAUGAUUGAUAGCAAUGAUCUUGAGAAUACUGCUGAGCAAGUGCUUGAGUUUGAAAGCAGUGGACAUGAUAACAGUGAACACGUGCUCAAAUUUGGAAGCACUGACGAAGGGCAUAACACCAAUCAAAUUUUGGAGAUUCAAAGCAAUGAGCCAGAGAAUUGUACAGAUGGUGAUACAACAAUAUUUCAUGAUCAAGAUGGUGGUACGUCUCAGAAGAAGUCUUAUCUGCCACCAGUCGUGGGCAUGGAAUUUGAAUCCUAUGAAGAUGCUUAUAAUUAUUACAAUUGUUAUGCCAAGGAGCUUGGUUUUGCUAUCAGGGUGAAAUCUUCCUGGACAAAACGGAACAGCAAAGAGAAGCGCGGUGCAGUGCUUUGCUGCAAUUGUGAGGGUUUCAAGACAAUGAAAGAAGCAAGUACUCGAAGAAAGGAAACAAGAAGAGGAUGUUUAGCAAUGAUACGUUUGAGGCUGGUGGAUUCCAACAGAUGGAGGGUGGAUGAAGUUAAACUUGAACAUAACCACCCGUUUGAUCCUGAGAGGGCACAGAACUGCAAAUCACACAAGAAGAUGGAUUCUGUAGCAAAAAGGAAGUUAGAGCCUGCAGUUGGUGUGGAAGUGCGAACAAUCAAAUUGUACCGAUCUCCCACUGUUGAUACAUUGAACUAUGGAAGCUCAAAUGAAAGAGACUUCAGCAACUGUAUUGAUGCCUCCAAGUGCUUGAAAGUUAACAAAGGUGAUUUCCAACUCAUAUGCAAUUUUUUUCCUCGGAUGCAGCUCACAAACCCCAACUUCUUCUAUAUCAUGGAUCUAAAUGAUGAAGGGAAUGUCAGGAAUGUUUUCUGGAUUGAUUCUAGGUCCAGGACUUCAUAUUCAUAUUUUGGUGACGUGGUACUGGUUGACACUACAUGCUUGUCCAAAAGUUAUGAGAUCCCAUUGGUAGUAUUCUUUGGAGUAAACCACCAUGGAGAAGCUCUUUUACUGGGUUGUGGUUUGCUUGUAGAUGAAAGUUUUGAGACGUACAUUUGGGUGCUAAGAGCAUGGCUAACAUGUAUGUCAGGGCGUCCUCCACAGACCAUCAUCACAGACCGCUGCAAGGCCUUGCAAAAUGCAGUAUCUGAGGUUUUCCCUAGGGCUCAUCAUUGCCUUUGCUUGUCACUUGUCAUGCAAAGUAUUGCUGAGACAUUAGGAGAGUUGGAGCAACCAGAACUGUUCUACACUGUACUUAACAGGGUUGUAUAUAAUUCACUAAAAGUUGAUGAAUUUGAAAUUGCCUGGGAGGAAAUGGUUCAACAUUUCGGCAUUAGCAGCCAUGAAUGGCUUCAAAAAUUGUAUGAAGAUCGUGAAAGAUGGGCUCCUGUUUACUUGAAAGAUACAUUCUUUGCUGGAAUGUCUGUCUCUCAGCCAGGUGUGUCCACGAGCCAUUUCUUUGAAGGUUUUGUACAUAAAGAGACCAAUUUGAAAGAAUUCCUUGAUAUUUAUGAAUUGAUACUGCAAAGAAAGCAUCAGAAAGAAGCCCUCGAUGAUCUUGAGUCAAAAGAGUUCAACCCUGUGUUGCGAACUAGAUGCAAUUAUGAAUCACGGCUGUCUGAAAUGUACACAAAAGAAAUAUUCUUGAGCUUCCAAGUUGAGGUGGAAAUGAUGUCUACUUGUUUUAGCGUGUCACAAAUCCACACCAAUGCACCAGUGAUCACAUACAUGAUCAAAGAACAAGACACUGCUGGAGAUACAAGGGAUGCAAGAAACUAUGAAGUUAUGUACGAUAGGGUAGGACAAGAUGUACGGUGCAUGUGCAGUUGUUUCAACUUCAAAGGUUACCUAUGCCGCCAUGCAUUAUGUGUGCUCGACCAUAAUGGCGUAGAGGAAAUACCAAAUCAGUACAUUCUUUCACGGUGGAGAAAGGAUUUCAAACGCCUGUAUUCACCAGACCUUGGCUCCAAUAACAUCGACAUUUCUAACCCUGUGCAGUGGUUCGACCACUUGUAUAGGCGUGCUCUUCAAGUUGUUGAGGAGGGUAUGGCUUCUCAAGAUCAUUAUAUGGUUGCUUGGCAGGCAUUCCAGGAGUCUCUGAAUAAGGUUCGACUUGUUGCAGAUAGACAUGGAUAAGCAUAGUCAAAGAUAUAACAUUUUUCAUCUUUUUAAAAAGAUUAUUCUUGUAUUUGUAUACAGUCAUCACUCAGUUCUACAUACUUUUGUACAGUGCAAUAUUGAAAAUUGUAAUUUAUUCUCUAAGUUAUAGCCAAUAGCAAUUUUAGUUUAAGAC